AGUGAAUUCAAAAUGGGUGAUGUGGAGAAGGGCAAGAAGAUUUUUGUUCAGAAAUGUGGCCAGUGCUACACUGUGGAAAAGGGAGGCAAGCACAAGACUGGGCCAAAUCUACAUGGUUUGUUUGGGCGGAAGACGGGUCAAUCCCCUGGAUUCACUUACACGGAUGCCAAUAAGACCAAUGGUAUCACUUGGGGAGAGGACACACUGAUGGAGAAUUUGGAGAAUCCCAAGAAGUACAUCCCUGGAACAAAAAUGAUCUUCGCUGGUGUCUUAAAGAAGGCAGAAAGGGCAGACUUGAUAGCUUAUCUCAAGAAAGCUACUAAUGAGUAA
Messenger RNA from Trichechus manatus latirostris (Florida manatee), 330 nucleotides. Its product is annotated as cytochrome c-like. Gene Ontology annotation, biological process: mitochondrial electron transport, ubiquinol to cytochrome c; mitochondrial electron transport, cytochrome c to oxygen. Gene Ontology annotation, molecular function: electron transfer activity; heme binding. Lineage: Eukaryota; Metazoa; Chordata; Mammalia; Sirenia; Trichechidae. The transcript is spliced from 2 exons. The record is from RefSeq and is a predicted model, not a curated record. The coding region runs from base 13 to 330 and encodes 105 amino acids. Gene Ontology annotation, cellular component: mitochondrial intermembrane space.